GCGUCCCUAUUUGAAUUUUAAUUUUUGAAAUACAAAUAUUUAGUCCUAUAACAAUUUUUUUUUUUUUUGUUCUUUUGACUAUGUCUUAGAAUUUAAUAAUCUUUUGUUAUUGGAACAUUUUUAGUUUGUAUAAUUCUCAAUCAUAAUGGUUCGUAAAAAAAUUGAUAAUCGCAUCAGAACACUUAUUGAAAAUGGUGUUAUAGCUGGCCAUCGUACUAUGUUCGCAAUUGUUGGCGACAAGGGAAGAGAUCAGGUUGUUAUAUUGCAUCAUAUGUUGUCAAAAGCAACUGUUAAAGCCAGACCAAAUGUAUUAUGGUGCUAUAAAAAAGAAUUAGGGUUUAGCAGUCAUCGUAAGAAACGCAUGAAAACCAUACAACAUAAAGUUAAAGCUGGCAAACUUAAUGUAAAUGAAGAUGAUCCAUUUGAAUUAUUUGUUGCUUCCACAAAUAUUAGAUAUUGUUAUUAUUCUGAAACCCAUAAAAUUCUUGGUAAUACAUAUGGAAUGUGUGUAUUACAAGAUUUUGAAGCAAUGACUCCAAACUUAUUAGCACGUACUAUAGAAACUGUAGAAGGUGGUGGGCUUGUGAUAUUUUUACUACGGUCAUUGCAGUCCUUAAAACAGCUGUAUACUCUUACAAUGGAUGUUCACGAACGGUUUAGAACAGAAGCUCAUCAAGAUGUUAUUGCAAGGUUUAAUGAAAGGUUUAUGCUGUCUUUAGUAUCCUGUAAGCGAUGUUUAGUAGUCGAUGACCAAUUGACAGUAUUACCGAUUUCAUCCAAAGUACUUGAUUUAGUACCAGAAGAAAAAACAAAUAAUCAAUCAAUAAAUGAUCAAGAAUUAGCUGCUUUAAAAGAAAAUAUGAAAGACACUCAGCCAGUUGGAUGUUUAGUUAACUGUUGUAAAACUGUUGAUCAAGCUAAAGCAUUACUGACAUUUAUUGAAGCAAUAUCUGAAAAAACUCUCAGAUCUACGGUGUCUUUAACUGCUUCUCGUGGUAGAGGAAAAUCUGCUGCCCUUGGAAUAGCUGUUGCAGCUGCUGUUGCAUUUGGUUAUUCAAAUAUUUUUGUUACAUCACCUUCACCUGAAAAUUUAAAAACAUUUUUUGAAUUUGUUUUUAAAGGUUUUGAUGCUCUUGGAUAUCAAGAACAUUUAGAUUAUGGAUUAGUUAGGUCAACAAAGCCUGAUGAUAAUAAAGCUUUGGUUCGAGUAAAUAUUUUUAGAGAUCAUCGACAAACUAUACAAUAUAUAGUUCCAACAGAUUCAAAUAAAUUAAGCCAAGCAGAAUUAGUUGUCAUUGAUGAAGCCGCUGCUAUUCCACUUCCACUUGUUAAGGCUAUGCUUGGUCCUUAUUUAGUAUUUUUAGCAUCUACAAUUAAUGGUUAUGAAGGCACUGGUCGAUCAUUGUCAUUAAAAUUAUUGCAACAACUUCGUUCUCAAGCUACAACUAUUGGUAGCAAUAUAAAUGAUAAAGCUGGUCAAAAUGCUAUAACAGGACGUUUUUUGAAAGAAGUGACUUUGGAAGAAUCUAUACGUUAUAAAAAUGAUGAUGAUGUAGAAAAAUGGUUGACAAAUCUUUUGUGUCUUGAUGCAACAAAUAUUGCUCCAUUGCUUUCUGGAUGUCCUCCUCCUGAUAUAUGUGACUUAUAUUAUAUCAAUAGAGACACAUUAUUUUGUUACCAUAAAGCUUCUGAAGCUUUCUUGCAGCGAAUCGUUUCAUUGUAUGUAGCUUCACAUUAUAAAAAUAGUCCAAAUGAUCUUCAAAUGAUGUCUGAUGCUCCUGCACAUCAUUUAUUUUGUCUUCUUGGCCCUGUUGAUGUAAAUAUGAAAAGUUUACCAGAGGUUUUAUGUGUCAUUCAGUUGUGUCUAGAGGGUGAAGUAUCUCAAACAUCGGCAUCAGAAGCAUUAAAACGUGGUAAAAGAGCUGCUGGGGAUCUUAUACCAUGGACGAUAUCUGGAUGUUUUCAAGAUGAACAAUUUCCAUCUUUAGCUGGAGCUCGUAUUGUUCGAAUUGCUACACAUCCAGACUAUCAAAGUAUGGGGUAUGGUUCUAGAGCAUUAUCAUUAUUGAAAAUGUAUUAUGAGUUUUUAAUACCAAAUAUUGAUGAAAGAAAAUUCCCUAAAGAAAAUAUUGAUUCUAUUCAGGAAGAAGAAGUAGAUUUAUUAGAAGAAAAAAUUGAGCCGCGUAAUAAUUUACCUCCAUUAUUACUGAAACUAAGUGAACGACCUCCUGAACGUUUAGACUAUAUUGGUGUGUCAUUUGGUCUCACGGGUCCACUUUUAAAAUUCUGGAAGAAAUCUGGAUUUAUUCCAUUAUAUAUUAGGCAAACUAAUAAUGAAUUAACUGGAGAACAUUCUUGUAUAAUGAUUUCAACUUUAAAUACAUCAAACUCUAAAAAUCAAAAUUGGUUGUCUCAAUUUUGGAUAGAUUUCCGAAAACGUUUUAUCUCACUUCUUGGUUACCAGUUUCGUAAAUUUUCCCCUCAAUUGGCUUUAGGAGUCUUACAUAAUACUAAUAUAACUAUACAAAUAAAUAAAGAUAUAUUAAAUAAAACUGAGUUGGAUGUUCAUUUAAGUGCUUAUGAUAUUCUUCGGUUAGAAAAAUAUUGUAAUAAUAUGGCUGAUUAUCAUCUAAUAAUGGAUCUUUUACCAACUUUAUCAAAAAUUUAUUUCCAAAACAAGCUUGGAGAUACACAUUUUUCUGCAGUUCAAAAAGCUUUAUUGUUAGGUUUGGGUUUACAAUACAAAACUGUAGAUGAUCUUGCUGAAGAAUUUAAUUUGAUACCUUCACAGUUACUUGGCUUGUAUAAUAGAAUGAUGCGUCGUAUUCUACAAGUAAUAAAUGGAAUAAUGGAACAAAAUGUUCAUAAUCAAAUGCCUGUCUUGCAACAAACAAAUAGUAAUGAGUUAAGACCACUAGCUAAACCUUUAGAUGAAGAAUUGGAUCAAGCAGCUAAAGCUUUGAAAAAGAAACAACGUGCAGAGCUAGAAAAACUAAAACAAGAAAAUCUUACUAGGUAUGCAAUUAAAGGAACAGAAGAUGAGUGGGGAAAAGCUCUUGGAAAUUCUGGUAAAACUAAAAGUCUUAUUAGUGUAAAAAGUGGAGAAAAAAGAUUAGCCGACCCAUCUAAGUUUGAACCUGAAGAAGAAAAUGAACCAAAAAGGAAAAAAAUUAAAAAAAAAUUUAGAAAAAAAUAGUUUUAACUAUAUAUAAUUUGUUUUUUGAAUAUUU
Messenger RNA from Sipha flava (yellow sugarcane aphid), 3230 nucleotides. RefSeq names its product RNA cytidine acetyltransferase. Lineage: Eukaryota; Metazoa; Arthropoda; Insecta; Hemiptera; Aphididae. The transcript has 19 exons. Gene Ontology annotation, biological process: rRNA acetylation involved in maturation of SSU-rRNA. The record is from RefSeq and is a predicted model, not a curated record. Gene Ontology annotation, molecular function: tRNA binding; ATP binding; 18S rRNA cytidine N-acetyltransferase activity. Bases 146 to 3196 code for a protein of 1016 amino acids. Gene Ontology annotation, cellular component: 90S preribosome; nucleolus.